Nilaparvata lugens (brown planthopper) is the source of this 793-nucleotide messenger RNA. It is a transcript of the gene lolal, whose product is annotated as longitudinals lacking protein-like. Bases 329 to 718 code for a protein of 129 amino acids. Gene Ontology annotation, molecular function: protein binding. Gene Ontology annotation, biological process: regulation of transcription by RNA polymerase II. Gene Ontology annotation, cellular component: nucleus. Lineage: Eukaryota; Metazoa; Arthropoda; Insecta; Hemiptera; Delphacidae. The record is from RefSeq and is a predicted model, not a curated record. The transcript has 3 exons.
AGUUUCAGAUGAACAUAGAUCAUAAUCUUUUGCAUCAAUGGCUGCUAAUGCCAAGUACUUACAAUUAUAAUAGUAAACAUUAACAUUAACUAUUGUGUUUAGUUAUUUUACAUAUAUUUUUAAAUAAAACUAAUGUUUUUUUGACAUAACUGUGCAAUAAAAUUUCAUCGUUUCAUAAAUUCUUUCACAAGGUAAGAAAUAAGAUUCAGAUUAAAGAAGUGUCAACUUCAUUUUUGAUAAGCAUUUGCAUUAUUUUUGAGACAAAUUGGAAAGUUGUUGACUGCUCUGUCAUAGAGUAAUAUUCCCAUUUACGUCUUCUUGAAACACCAUGGCAGCCGAUCAACAACAGUUCUUCCUGAAAUGGAAAGAUUUUCAUUCGAACAUGGUGACUUCAUUCCGGCACCUGAGGGAUGAAAAGAGCUUCACAGACGUCACAUUAGCUUGUGAGGGCCAGACGUGCAAUGCCCACAGAAUGGUCCUUUCAGCUUGCAGCCCCUACUUCAAAUCUCUUCUAGAAGAGAAUCCAUCGAAACAUCCAAUAAUCAUCUUGAAAGACGUACCGUUCAUUCAUCUGCAAUCGAUUCUUGAGUUCAUGUACGCCGGAGAAGUGAACGUAUCACAAGAGCAACUUCCCGCCUUUUUGAAAACAGCUGAUCGACUGCAAGUCAAAGGACUAGCCGAACCUACACAAAAUAUCAUAACUGGAAAAAUGGGAUGAAAGUAUGUUUUAUGUGCGGGUUAGGCCGAGAAUGUAAUUCUUAGCCGUAAAAAUGUUUAUUCAAAGAAUGUUGAA